Molecule: messenger RNA, 1059 nt
Organism: Miscanthus lutarioriparius
Lineage: Eukaryota; Viridiplantae; Streptophyta; Magnoliopsida; Poales; Poaceae
Source: the annotation of a GenBank genome assembly
AUGGCGCCGCCGCUCAAGGACGAGCUGGACAUCGUCAUCCCGACGAUCCGCAACCUGGACUUCCUGGAGAUGUGGCGGCCCUUCUUCCAGCCGUACCACCUCAUCAUCGUGCAGGACGGCGACCCGGCCAAGACGAUCAAGGUGCCCAAGGGGUUCGACUACGAGCUCUACAACCGCAACGACAUCAACAAGAUCCUCGGCCCCAGGGCGUCCUGCAUCUCCUUCAAGGACUCCGCGUGCCGCUGCUUCGGCUACAUGGUGUCCAAGAAGAAGUACAUCUACACAAUCGACGACGACUGCUUCGUGGCCAAGGACCCUACGGGCAAGGACAUCGACGCGCUGGCGCAGCACAUCAAGAACCUGCUCUGCCCGUCCACGCCGCUCUUCUUCAACACCCUCUACGACCCCUACGCGCCGGGCGCCGACUUCGUGCGCGGCUACCCGUUCAGCCUCCGGGAGGGCGUGCCGACGGCCGUGUCGCACGGGCUGUGGCUCAACAUCCCGGACUACGACGCCCCCACGCAGCUGGUGAAGCCCCGGGAGCGGAACGAGAGGUACGUGAACGCCGUGAUGACCAUCCCCAAGGGCACCCUCUUCCCCAUGUGCGGCAUGAACCUCGCCUUCGACCGCGACCUCAUCGGCCCCGCCAUGUACUUCGGCCUCAUGGGCGACGGCCAGCCCAUCGGACGCUACGACGACAUGUGGGCCGGCUGGUGUGUCAAGGUAAUCUGCGAUCGCCUGGGCUUGGGCGUCAAGACCGGGCUGCCCUACAUCUGGCACAGCAAGGCCAGCAACCCGUUCGUAAACCUCAAGAAGGAGUACAAGGGCAUCUUCUGGCAGGAGGACAUCAUCCCCUUCUUCCAGGCCGUCGUGCUGUCGAAAGACUGCGACACCGUGCAAAAGUGCUACAUCGCGCUCUCACAACAGGUCAAGGAGAAGCUCGGCAAGGUCGACCCCUACUUCACCAAGCUCGCCGACGCCAUGGUCACCUGGAUCGAGGCCUGGGACUCGCUUAACCCCGCGGGGGCUGCCGUCGCCAACGGCAAGCCCAAGAAGUGA